AUGGCUGAUAUACGUAGAAUUUUCUUCUUCAUUGUUUAUUGUUCAUUAGUCUAUGGAGAAUGUAAAUUUUAUAAAGACGAACAUACUAGAGACAUUUAUGAGAAAAUGCAAAAAUGGGAAAUCUUUGGAAAAAAUUUCACAGUGUCGAACAAAGGAUUAACAUAUUUUAUUGGAAUAUGUUCAUCGCCUAAUAAUUCAGCUGAUGACACAGCUAUUAUUCAAAAAGAAAAUAGUUCUUCACAUGUUCUCGGAAAAUUAGAUCAAGUCAAUCUUGUUCGAGGAGAUGAUUGGAUACUUUUAACUUAUAAAGAUGGUGAUCCAUACGAAGAUGCUUGUAAUAAUUCAAUGCGUUCAGCUUCAAUUAUGUUCGUUUGUGGACAAAAUAAGGCUAAUCUCACCAUACUUCAAGAGCAUACAAGUACUGAUCAUCAUUGUAAUUAUAUGUUUCAAUUACGAGUUCCAGAAAUGUGUCCACCUGUAGAAAAAAAUAACAAAUUAAGUGGUAGUGCCAUCUUUCUUAUUAUUUUUUUCAGUGUAACAGCUGCCUAUUUAUUUGUUGGAGCUGUUUUUAUGCAUGUAAAACAUGGUGCUCGUGGUAUUGAUCAUAUUCCAAACUUAGAAAUGUGGCGUAAAUUGGGUAAUUUAGCUGCUGAUGGAUGUGAAUUUUGUUGUCGUUGUGAAAGAACAUCACCGCGUGCUGGAUAUUUUCUUGAUGAAUCGGGACCAGAUAUGCGUGAUGAUGACAUUCUUGCACCAUAA
Rotaria sp. Silwood1 is the source of this 759-nucleotide messenger RNA. Lineage: Eukaryota; Metazoa; Rotifera; Eurotatoria; Philodinida; Philodinidae. The record is from the annotation of a GenBank genome assembly.